AUGAAUGGACAAGGUCUGUUCUCCCAGUGCCCCUGCCGCACUGAAACUCUACUGAAGAAGAUCAAGAUUUACAUGAUCAGAGAAGCAGAGUGGAGAGACCAGAAGCACAAGCUGAAGAGACCUCCUCCAGCGUGGAUUAGCUACUUGGCCCUCCUCCUCUCCAUCAUCUUCUUCUGUCCCGUGUGGAGGGAGGAAGAGGAACGCUUCAGUGCCUGGCACUUUGCAGGCAGUGAUAAACUCUGGGCUGGGUUGGCGAUCCGCCUCUUCAAGGGCAUCCAGGAUGACUUUGGGGAACUUCCCCUGGGCGUCUAUAGAGCCACCCAUCAUCCCUACUCAAGAGCCACCCAUCAUCCAUACUCAAAGAAAGUCACGAGCAAAGGUGAUGAGGUCAAUUGGAAAGCCAUAAGGCUGCUCUGCCUCCCGCUCUGGGUUGUAGUCCGAGCCAUGUACCCUUAUGGCUUCAUGAACAAAGUGAGGAAGGAGGUGGGCGUCAUGGUGGACUUCACCCACUUCAUGGAGGUGUUCGAGGGGAGGAUCAGUGUGGUGCUGGAGAUCACCCACCUGGACCGCUGCAGCCCAGACAGGGUGGUCCGCACCCUGGAGGCCAUGAACGUUCUGCUGGCGGGGAAGAAUGUCACGUUUGUCUCCAUCCUAGCUGUGGACCCCGGAGUGGUGGUGGGCUGUGUGGAGAGCACCAUGUGGAUCUGUGGGCUGACAUCCAGCGGGUACGACUUUGUAAACAAGAUGGUCACCCUGCCCUUCUCAGUGCCUGAGAUGUCCCCAGACUCCAAAUGCAGAGCUUUUAAAACCCUCGCUGACAGCUAUCUAGAGCCUGACUGGGAAUGUUUUAAGAGAGGAAAACAUAGAGCUGGGAAUUUCUCUGCAUUUGAAAAAGGCAGGCUUGAUGACAGCCUUGUGCCCUUCAUUGGAAAGGGCAAAAGUGAGACUGAGCUACUAGAAAAUGGCAUCCAUUGGGAAAUCUGGGCCAAGAAAAUCAAGGCGCUAACAAAUGAGGCAUUUACACGCCAUAUAUACCAAAUACAGCCCUCAUGUUUAUCUUAUGGGAAACCAUGUGCAUAUGAGAAGGAUAAUAAACUCUGUAAGGAUGACCGUCAUGGAUGCUAUGGAUUACAGGGGGUGGUGAUGGAACCCUGCCGCCUGGGCUGGAUCCUGCAAUGCUCAGAGGACCGCCAGCAGAGGGCUGACACUGAUGGCGCUGAUGGUGACAUCAACCAGGCCAAGACCUUAUGGGAGGUGUUCAGUGAGACCAGUCUGGAGCUCCACAUGCUCAGAGAUUGUCUGGAGACCGUUGUAGAGCAGGAUGGAGACCCCGAGCUGUUUGAGAGGUUCCUUAAGGUGGACCUCCAGUUUACUCUGAAGGAUUUUGAGAAACAGAACCAAGUCAAAUGCAAUCUGCGGAUUGGAAAAGCUAUCAGUAUGAGCACAGAGGACACCUGCAAAGAGGUUAGUUCAAAAUAAGAAUCUUUAUGCCGA
This is a messenger RNA of Oncorhynchus nerka (sockeye salmon), 1494 nucleotides long. RefSeq names its product NTPase KAP family P-loop domain-containing protein 1-like. Lineage: Eukaryota; Metazoa; Chordata; Actinopteri; Salmoniformes; Salmonidae. The record is from RefSeq and is a predicted model, not a curated record.